Protopterus annectens (West African lungfish) is the source of this 4263-nucleotide messenger RNA. It is a transcript of the gene EPHA2, whose product is annotated as EPH receptor A2. NCBI's taxonomy places the organism in Eukaryota, Metazoa, Chordata, Ceratodontiformes, Protopteridae. The transcript is spliced from 17 exons. The coding region runs from base 155 to 3094 and encodes 979 amino acids. Gene Ontology annotation, cellular component: plasma membrane; neuron projection. Gene Ontology annotation, biological process: cell surface receptor protein tyrosine kinase signaling pathway; axon guidance; protein phosphorylation. Gene Ontology annotation, molecular function: protein binding; transmembrane-ephrin receptor activity; ATP binding. The record is from RefSeq and is a predicted model, not a curated record.
CAGUCUAGGCAAGUUAGAGCCAAUGUAAAGUCUCAUUGAGCUGUUUGCCUUCUCAGGAGUACGGUGUGCUGUACUUCCAUGCUUCUUGGCCAGCUUCAUUCCUUACACUGACUACUCUUGGAACUUAACAGCAGCAGCAGCCCGCAUAAAAACCAUGGCACAGUCUCUUGGAUUAAAUAGCGCUUUCUUUAUCAUACUUUUAUUUACCAGCAUCCCUUGUACCAUGCAAACCAAACAGGUUGUAUUGCUGGAUUUUGAACUGGCCCAAGGACAACUUGGCUGGCUAACCAGUCCAUAUGGUAAAGGGUGGGAUCUCCAACAGCACAUGAUGAAUGAGUCUCCGAUAUACAUGUACUCUGUCUGCAAUGUCUUGGAAGGGGAUCAAGAUAACUGGCUGCGCACAAACUGGAUCUAUCGUGGAGAGGCAAAGCGUGUCUUUGUAGAACUUAAAUUCACUGUGAGGGACUGUAAUAGUUUUCCAGGUGGGGCUACUUCCUGUAAGGAGACAUUCAAUCUCUACUAUGCAGAGUCAGAUUUUGAUUAUGGCACCAAUUUUCAAAAACGUCAGUUUAAAAAAAUUGCGACUAUUGCACCUGAUGAGAUAACACUACAGAGUGAUUUUGAAACACGGAAUGUCAAGAUAAAUGUUGAGACUCGGUCUAUUAACCUGCUGACCAAGAAAGGCUUUUACUUGGCUUUUCAGGAUAUUGGUGCCUGUGUAGCUCUCAUAUCAGUGCGUAUAUAUUACAAGAAAUGUCCAUCGGUUGUUCGGGAAUUGGCUCGAUUUCCAGAAACUAUAACUGGGAAGGACAGUCAAGCUUUGGACAAAGUACAUGGGUCCUGUGUGGAGAAUGCAAUUGGCACUGUGUCUCCUACGAUAUACUGUAAUGCAGAAGGAGAGUGGUUGGUGCCAAUCAGUGACUGUAUGUGCCGAGCUGGUUAUGAAAUGGUGAAUGAUAGUUGCCAAGCUUGCAAACCUGGAUUCUUCAAGUCAGAUGUCACGAAGUCACCCUGCCUAAGGUGCCCCAAUCACACCUUGCCUUCGUAUAAAGGUGCUGCAUCAUGUCCAUGUCAGAAUGGCUACUACAGAGCGACUACAGACUCCGUUAAUCUGCCAUGUACACGUCCUCCUUCUGCACCUGUUGACCUUGCUGCAGUUGGCAAGGGUGGUAGGGUCCAACUGUCAUGGUCCUCACCUGAAGAUACUGGUGAACGAACUGAUGUCAGCUACAUGGUGACUUGUGAACAAUGCCCAAUGGAAGAGGCUAGCUGCAGGCCAUGUGAUUUAAGUGUUCGGUAUUCUGAAGACCCGACUAGUGUCAGGGGCACGUCUAUAACAGUCACAGAUCUAGAGGCUCACACAAACUAUACCUUCACUGUGGAAGCCAGAAAUGGAGUGUCUGAAUUCAGUCCUGACAGAAAUAUUGCUACUGUAGGCAUACGUGUCAACCACACAGAACCUCCUAAAGUUACAUCUAUUUCUGUUGAGGGUAAAAGUGAAAACAGUCUGACUUUAAUCUGGCACAUCACCCAGCGACAGUCGCAUAGAGUUUCUCAGUAUGAAGUAAUAUACCGCAAAAAGGAGGAUGACAGCAGCUACACAGUCUUGCGCAGUGAACAUAACUCUGUGACUGUUCCAAAUCUUUCUCCAGGAACUAUGUAUUUGUUUAGAGUGCAAGCACUAACUGCAGAGGGUCCUGGGGGUUACAGUAAUGAACAUGAGUUUCGAACUGAUGAUGCUGCACACACUGGUGGCUUGAAUACAUCUGCUGUUAUUGGAGGGGUGGUGACAAGCAUCUUACUCCUACUUGUAGUUGGCUGCGCUGUGCUGUAUCUUCGGCACAGGAGAAGUGGUCCCCAUGCAAGGCAUGAUGCUGAAGACAUUUACUUCUCCAAAUCUGAUCAGUUGAAGCCUCUGAAGACCUAUGUAGAUCCUCAUACAUAUGAAGACCCUAAUCAAGCAAUGUUGAAGUUCACCACUGAGAUAAAUCCUUCCUAUGUCACCAAGCAAAAGGUUAUUGGAGCUGGAGAAUUUGGAGAGGUAUACAAAGGAAUUCUUAAAUACCCUGCAAAGAAGGAUGUUACAGUGGCCAUUAAAACCCUGAAGGCAGGCUACACCGAGAAGCAGCGCAUUGACUUCUUAAGCGAGGCAAGCAUUAUGGGUCAGUUUAGCCAUCCCAACAUCAUUCACCUUGAAGGAGUGGUUUCUAAGCAUAAACCACUGAUGAUAAUAACGGAGUUCAUGGAAAAUGGUGCACUGGACAAAUAUUUAAGGGAUCAUGAUGGUGAGUUUAGUGCCCUUCAGCUCGUUCGCAUGCUGCGGGGGAUUGCUGCUGGCAUGAAACACCUCUCCGAUAUGAACUAUGUGCACCGGGACCUUGCAGCCCGUAACAUCCUAGUUAAUAGUCAACUAGUGUGCAAAGUCUCCGACUUUGGACUUUCAAGAGUCUUGGAAGAUGACCUAGAGGGGACGUAUACCACUAGUGGUGGCAAGAUCCCAAUACGUUGGACAGCCCCAGAAGCUAUCUCCUAUAGGAAGUUCACAUCUGCCAGUGAUAUCUGGAGUUAUGGAAUAGUGAUGUGGGAAGUAAUGGCUAAUGGUGAGAGACCUUAUUGGGACAUGACAAAUCAGGAGGUAAUGAAAGCAAUAAAUGAAGGUUUCCGACUUCCAGCUCCCAUGGAUUGUCCAUCUGCAAUCUUCCAGCUUAUGCAGCGCUGCUGGCAACAGGAAAGAAUGAACAGACCCAAAUUUGCUGACAUUGUUAGCAUCAUUGAUAAGCUAAUCAGUAGUCCUGAGUCACUAAAGCCAAUUGCUGAUGUUGACCCACGGGUUUCCAUCCGGCUACCUAGCACUAGUGGUGUAGAUGGCAUGCCAUUUCGAUCCGUGCCUGAAUGGCUUGAGUCUAUCAAGAUGAGUCAGUACACUGAGAACUUCAUGUCCGCUGGCUACACUGCAGUUGAAAAAGUGCUACAGAUGACAACAGAAGAUAUAAAAAAUGUUGGUGUACGUCUUCCAGGACAUCAGAAAAGAAUAGCGUAUAGCAUUCUGGGACUGAAAGAACAAGCAUGCUCCAUGGGUGUGUACACAGUGUAAGUGGGACAGUAGUGUUUGUACUUGGGGCAAAAGACAAUGUGUCUGGUGACAAUCUGAAAAUACUUGAACAAGACUUAAAUCUUCAAGGCUGCUGUUAGCCGGAAAAAGGAAGAUAAAAGUCUGCUCCUACAUGGCUGGAUGCAAAGACCAGUGGACAAGGAAGUGCCUCCUGCUUCUUGUGACUAGGCAGAGAUUAAAGAAGGUAGUUAAGAAACUGAUACAGAAGAAGUGAAGUGACAUGUAUCUUCAAGACAGAAGCAACAGCAGCACUGCCUUAUGGGACUUGUGAAUAUUGUACUUUUAUAAAGAUAACUAUAAGAUAUUAUAUAUUUAUAUAUUUGAAUAUUUUUUCAAAAGCACAUUUAAGACAAAGACUGCAAAAUUAUUUUAUACUUUUUUCCUCACCUACAGUGUGGUUACUGCAAAAUUAGCCAUUCUUUAGUAGACUGAAUGCUACGUGUGAUUGUACUGCAUGUAUACGAGUGGAACGGGGACUGGAGAAUCCGUUCUGAGAAUUCAGUGGUACCACCUGUCCUCACAGUUAUUUGGACAUAUUUGUUACAUGUUUCAACACAAAGUGAAAGAGAGGUUGUUAUCAGUAUAAGGCACUAAAUGUCCCUUGUGAAGUGCAAGUAAGAAGACUGAAUGAUGGUAAUAAUGGUGUCCAUUAAUGGACUGUGGCAUGUUCCAGAAGCCAUUGUGCCACAUCAGGGCAUUCCCAGUUGUAUAACCAUAUUCCUUACCUGUGAGUCGCAUCUUAUUAAAGAAAAUAAUGUAUUUGCUUUUCUUGAUCUCCAAUCAUGUUCUGUAAUUAGCUAUUCAGAAUGUGAUUUGCAUUUUAAGAGUUGUUAAUGGGCCAGUCCGUAUAAUGUUGCUUAACAGCCGCUAAAAAUGUUUUCUGUAUGUCUUUGUUAUUUAUUCCAAAUUCAGUCACUUCUUAAUAUUGGUAAUAGAGUGCUUGAGCAGUGUUAUGGUUGAUUUUAUGUAAUUUAUUUAUUUUUUAAUUUAUUGAGCAGUGACACUACAUUUGUGUGGGUGUAAUAUAAUUUAUGCAGCCUCAUGUUUAUCUUUGCAAUUAAAAUUGACAUCAGUUUCUAUUACUGAUACUUUGCAUCCUGUGAAUAGGAUUUUGAAGAUAAGAAUGGCAUUAAAUAAAGUCCUAAAUCCUA